Molecule: messenger RNA, 6669 nt
Organism: Sporothrix schenckii 1099-18
Lineage: Eukaryota; Fungi; Ascomycota; Sordariomycetes; Ophiostomatales; Ophiostomataceae
Exons: 1
Coding region: 1-6669 (2222 amino acids)
Source: RefSeq, a predicted model, not a curated record
AUGCUGCAAUCGUCGAUCCUGGUAGAAACGGCUUCCGUAAAGCUGGUCGAGGCCAUCUUGUCCGUCUUGUGCGUCCUGUUCGAGAAGGCAGAGAUCGUCGACAACUUCCUUCUCGUGAAGCUUGGACGCGUGUACAACCGUACACGACCCGUGCUCGCUUAUGUCUUCCACCCAACGUGCUGGACUACCAACAAGUUGGUCUGCUUUGUCAAGGAAGGCCUCAUGUCGUACAACUAUCCCCACAGCUGCGCGACGUCAUACGCGAGUCGGUUACGAAGAGCACGCUAUCGCAUUUCCAGAGCCACCGUGUCCUCGGCCAUCGGUUAUCGGACGGACGACUUCGACCUCGACCCCGACUUUGAGCCGCAGGGUAGUGUUGCACUUGCCUACCUGGUGCCUCCACCGGAUCACAUGCGCUUCCCGGGCGGCACUUUGCUGCACCGCGUGAAGAGCAGCCUCAUGCUCGUGGCUCUGGCCAUCCUUGCUCUCUUGUCCAAGUUUCGCCUGCGGGCGCUGCUGCCACGGCAGUGCAUCUCGUUCAGGCCCUUCCUCUUUGUUGUUGCGAUCAUCAUGUUCGUCUCCAGCAUCUGGAGUCAGACCCGGCGACCAGCCCCGAAUGUGCCUCAUGCGAUGGAUUCCACCAGCACCAAGAUCACCAAUGCCGCACCCUGGGACUGGCCGUCGCACGCAAAACUUACCACGACGGGGCCGGACUUGGUUCCCAGCACGGAUACCGAGGCUCCGGUUACGGUUCCUCUCAAGGCUCAGUUGACGACUUCAACCAGCACCAAAGCUCCGACCAAGGCUCAAGACAACAGUCUAUCCGAGACACCCUCACUUACAUCCAACGGCAGAUGCAAGCCUACGUGCGUUCUGAAGCGCAUUCGGCUUCCCAUCUACAGCAUCCACCUGGCCAACGAGACAAAUGAGGUGAAAUAUGCCGAUACGGCGUUCGAGGACCGUUUUCCGUCUGGCUUCUUUGAUCCGUCCCCGUCCGAUGUACCAGCAAUGUCUAGCGAGACAACUGGAACGGCUACCGGCAUGCCAGUGACAAGCAGCCCGACAGAGACCACCAGCUCGACAACGUCACCCACCUCUGCCGAGGCGGCCGCCAGUGCCACGGUCGAGGAUGCAGCCGCGUCCAGAGACAAGACGAGGCCGCCCAGAUCCUUCAACGAGCAUGACCUUGCAGACUACUUGAACUUCCUGUCCGACAAGUUGAACCUUAGCAGCGAAGUCGACGUCAAGGUCAACAACGUCGAGCACGUCUUUGACCGGGACACGCUCAACAACCCGCCCAACUACCCCAGCGCCGACUUCGCCGUCGACAUGGGCACGCCCUCGCUCGCCACCAUUGACCAGGGCCUCGACGACUACUACUCGGGCUUCCAGCGCAUCCGGGUGCCCGGCCGCACGGCCCUGCGCGCGCAUGUGGCGAACGAGAUGCUGCAGUGGCGCAACGACUACGGCGAGGCGUACAACCGGGGCCAGUACGAGCACAUGCCCAAGACGCACCUGCACGACGUGGAGCUGCAAAAGACGCUCAAGUACGCCGAACAGGCAGCGUACCAGUGGCGGGUCGAGGCCAAUGCGCAGCGCCAGGCCGUCGUGGAGCGCCAGGUGCUCAAGAUUGCGCGCAUGUUCCGGCACCUCAAGCUCGGACCGGGCCACCAGGACGCGGAGACGCUCGAGGACAACGAGGUCGUCGUCUUUGCGUACGACAACCCGCGCGACGCCGACCACGGCAUGCUCGGGUACGUGAAGGAGUGCCAGGUGCCUCCCAAAGGGACCGUGUGCAACGACGACGGCGUCAUCUCUGCGGAGGCUGGCGGUAACAAACCCGUCGCAGCAGUCACUGGGAGUGCCACUCCGGGCAUCCACCCGGCUGCCGCCGCUGUUCUCCAUGCACCUUCUACCCCGAAGGUUCCCGACAUCCCGGCAGACAUCCCCGCCGUCGACGGUGUCCCGCAGGCGGCCCAGCAGCACGUCCUGCAGCAGGCGCCGUUGGCGGACACGACGUCCAAUGACCACCACGACUCCUUUUUGCAGAAGAUUCUGGACAACAUGGCCAAGAUGCAGGAGAACGAAGAGAGGAUGCAAAAGAACACGGAGAUGCUCACCUCAGAACUUGACAUGCUUCUGGAGAACAUGAAGAACAUGAAUAACGUCCAGCUGCAAAAGGAACAUGAGCCGGCAAGUGCCAAGAAGCCGGCCGACGGAGACGACAACCCGGGAUCCCGUCCUGUCUCAAGAAAGCGCGGCCUCGAGGACAAAUCGGUCGCAGGUGCACCGGAUUCUCCGGCAAAGAACAACGCACCGGUCGACAAGGCGCCAACUCACACAGCGCCAUCAGAGUCCUCUGCCCCCGUCGCAUCCAAUCCGGCCUCGCCGACGUCCGUUUCUUUCCGUCCUGCAAAGCCAAAGGCGGCCCCGGUGUACCACUACGACACCGAGGGCGCUGAGCCAGGCCAUGUACGGCUGAUUUAUUGGGACCACAAGACCGCAACGAACCGCUUCGCCAUCAGUCUGCCGACCUCGAUGGUCGUCCACGUUGACGGCGAUGGGCCCGUGCGCGUUCGCCUGCACCGUGACAACACGGGCUUCAGUGUUUCGCAGGGCGUAUUGAACAGCGACACUGUGUGGGCCGACAAUCAGAAUGUCUUUGAAUUCGUCGAGGAGCUGGUCGUUGCCUACAACGGCGGCAAGUACAUCAUCGACAACAACGGGACAAACAUCACAUACAUCCCGCCGCCACCGAUGCCACCACUGCCGCCGUCCCUCGAGAUUCCCUUGGCUGCGGAUGUCGAGACCAAGGAAGAGGCAAGAAAGCACCGGCCCGCGAUCCAACGUCCGGCAUUGGCCACGCCGAUGCCCAUCCUGCCCAAAGGAGCCAUCCGUCUGCCCGUCAGCGGCCGCGGUCUGCGGCCCGACCCGGACCGAUUUGGUAUCCGCAAUGGCACCUACGACAGCACCAUCCACGGCACAGUUCCGUACGGCCAGCCGCUCAAGAGAUACAAGAACCUGCCGCCGGACCUUCCCACGGUGCUGCCUGGCACGCUGGACGCCUCGGGCCUCGCGUUUGCUGUCAGCACAACUUACUCCAAGCUGCACAACAACGACUUUGCCGCGAUUGACGACAUGGGCCGCUGGCUCACCGAUGGCCAGGGCCACUCGAACGGCGCAUUUUUGUUGCUUCUGCUCCAUCGCCCCCGUGGCAACGAGACACAGGUCGUGACCAAUCUACUCGCGGAGCAGGGCAUCUUCUUUGACCUCGUCGAGGACUGGGGCCACAUGAACGAGGGCGUCGGCGGCGGCCCCUCGGACGUCCAUCCGCUGCCCGUCGUGCCCGACGCUGCCGCCAUCCGGUAUUCCAAUGCGCUACAGUUGCUCCAGUUGUACGACUUUGCCAACUUUGGAGGCGGCCGGCCGUAUAAGCCCAAGAACCAGAGCCAGGUAGAGGACGCGAACCAGACGGAUGCUGUCGAUUCAGACGAGCGUUACCCGGCGUGGCAGCUCACCGUGUACGCGCUCAUCGACGACGACGUGUUCGUGCCCGACAUGCGCCGCCUCGUAUCAAAACUGCGCGAGCACCGCGGCCUCGUCGCCACCCACGAGACGCCCCACGCCACGUCACCCGAGUCCGCGCAGCCCGAGCUCUACAACCAGAACCUGUACCUCGGCUUCCCCAGCGACCCCUGGUCCGACUGGACGUUCCACAACGGCUCCACGCUGUACGACCAGUACGCCUGGGAGUAUGCCACCUUUGGCCGCGCCACGUCCACCGGCGGCCUGGACAACCGCUUCAUCAACAAGGACGUCGGUACCCUGCUGCCCUCGUCCUAUGGCGGCGGCGCCGUCUUUCUGGCCGCCGACCUGGCCCAUCGCGCUGCGGAACUGCCGUGCAUGCGCACCUCGCUGGGUGACAACACCAUCAAUACCGUGUACAAGGCCAACCGCGCCGCCUUUGCCCGCGGCGAGCACCCAGAGCCCAGCUGGGAUGAGCAGCUCUUCCGCUGCAUCCACGAGGAGAUCCCCGAGGUCGUGCUGCGUCUCAUUCCCAGCUACUACGCCCCCGCGGACGCAGCCAUGUAUGGCGGUAAACGGCAGUCGGGUGCCGACGACUCCCAGUUUGCCAGACGCCUGGCUCGCCUUGGCCAGUACGACGGCGGCACCAGCCCCAUCAUCAUGCACAACCAGCGCACCUGGCACAAGUUCGACGCCGGCGCCACCAACCAGGUUGCCGACCUCUGCGGUGCCGACUGCUUCCUGCAGCGCUUCCACUUGGGCGACGGCUGGGUCCUCGUCAACGGCCACAGCCUGACGCACUACGACAGCCUCAGCAUCCACCCGCUCCAGCGUCGCGACGACAUCCACCAGGCCGACAAGGAGGACGUUUUCAGCGGAGCAAUUGGCCGCCGCUACCAAGCUCACCACCUCCAGCGCGCCUACUUUGACAAAAUCGGCCUCGUUCUCGAGGACCCUGUCCGCCCGCGCGACCCUGUCGCCCUUGACUGGCACGGCAAAAAGAAGACAUACCCCCUCAUCGAGACCACUGUGCUCGAAGACGGCGGUAUCGUCCAGGUCUACCUGCGCCGCGCCGCCUCAAACGUGCCCGACCUCACUGCCAUUGGUGGCCGCGAAGCCUUUGAGACCAACCACCGGCACCUGGCCCCUCCCACGAGUGUCAUGGGCGGUCUCGAUGGCAGCAGAGACGACGAUGCAACGGAGGCACGCAGCCCUGACCGUGACGAGCUGAUCAUCUUGGUCCACCGGCCACCGGGCCCGGCCGGCCUGCACACCUACGGCCACCACAACACCGGCCACGGUUACCACUUUUCCACAAAAGCGACCUGGCUCGUCAAGCUUGUCAUUCUCGUGUUUAUUGUCGUCGCCUUUGCGGCCUUGGACGCGCUCACAAGGCAGUAUGAGAGCUUGCAUUUGAGCAAGGGAGGCCGUGGCAUCGUGUCUCACGCGCUCUUCACAGUCUACACGCAUCUCGAGGACCGCGGGCAUCUCGACAGAGUCUGCGGCUGGCACCUGACCCAGAUUCUCAUGCGAAUGCACCGGUGGUUGCAGAACAAGCGCUAUUUCUUCGUCUAUGUCCUUAUGCUUGAGAACUGGAUGCGAUCCCUGCAAGCGGCGGACGAUCGGCCGACCCCGAAGUCGAUCUCAUCAUAUGCGAGAAAAACCCAGAAGGGCUGGUUCGAUGAUAUCGCGGACGAGCUUAUUGAAUUUUCCGCUGUACGGUACGUUUUGCGGUUGCCGGGACGGGUCGCCCAAGGACACAACGAUACUAUCGCAUGGCUGCAAGAUCGCUUCAUGUGCCCGGAUGCCGAGGUACCAAUCGAUGAAGAGAAGGGCUUUGUGACGACCCCACGGAAGGUGGGAGGCCCUGCGGAAGUGGCAACUGGCAACGCAGAGAUGUCUGCAGCAGAAUCUCCAGGACCUUCAAAAUCCGCAGAUCCUGCAGAACCCGAAGAUUCUUCGGAGCCGUCAGAACAUCUUGGGUCUCGCUUGAGUAGACUCGAAGCAUAUGACGAGAGGAAACGCGUCGAACAGCUUACCUAUGCGAAAGUGAAUCAUGUUUUCCGGAACGCAAUCGACAAAGCAGCCGAGACCGGUCUGCCCGUCGGCACGAUCUUGGAUGAAGUGGCCGCCAGCGUCUCGAGCAUUGUCAAGGCCAGUCCGUCACCAGUGGCCAGUCCCUCUUCUACCACCAGGCAUUCUUCAGCCGCCAAGGCAUCAGCGUCAAAAACACCCUCGCGUAAAGACAAUGUCGCACGCCACAAGCAGAUCCAGCAGUCGCUUGAUGAGUGGAGCUUUGACAUCGCAACUCCCAGUCGGCAAGCUGGGUCUUCAAGGUCAAAGAGACGCUCAUCCGAGGAACGGGCCUUGCUUCGCAAACAAUCAAACGACUUGUGGGGACAGGACAUUUCGAGUCUGGAUGUCUUGGACGAUGAGGCUUCCGAUGUUGCACCGACUGCUUCGAGUAACGAAACAGUCGCCAAACACCAGAUUGAGACUGAUCACUCGGAAAUCGGAUCCUCUUCUGGAGUGUCUACGUCAACGUCAGACGAGCCCGCUAUGAAGAAACACUCUCUAGAAGAGCUUACCAAAGAUAUACCGCUCGCUGAGGAGGCCAGUGCGACUGCUGACGAUAUGACCGGUAAGGUUGACGGAGAGGUCGAGAAGAGUAUUGAAGCGCAUGCCGUCGAGGACGACGUUAAGGACAGAAUUCAAGAAGACGUUGAAGAGGAGGCGGAAGAGGAGUCGGAAAAGAAGAUCGAAGUGGACGUUGAAGAGGAGGUUGAAGAGGAGAUCCAAGUGGAGGUUGAAGAAAAGGCCGCCGAGAAUACCGAUGAGGUUACCACCGAGAAAGUGGAGCAGAAUGUUGCCGCGGGUACCUCCGACGAUGUUCCAGAAGAGGUCUCAGACGAUACUCCGCAGGAUCCAGAUGAUAUGUCAGAGGAUGCACCGAAGGAUAUCACAGGAGGUAGUUCAGAGGCUCUCUCAGACAGUCCUGCUCUGGCUUCCUCUUCCACAGCAGCACCAUCACAAGAAGAACGUCUCGAAGGAGCCCGCCAAAAUGCUAAAGACCGCGCCGCAGCUCUCAAAAAGAAGAACAGGAAGAAGAAGAGGAAGAAGAAUAACGAUAACAGGAACGGGUGA